Molecule: messenger RNA, 1062 nt
Organism: Aspergillus calidoustus
Lineage: Eukaryota; Fungi; Ascomycota; Eurotiomycetes; Eurotiales; Aspergillaceae
Source: the annotation of a GenBank genome assembly
AUGGCCUCAGCCGGGGGCUUGACUCGCCGGAGAGGUGGCGGGCGAGCCGCUGGCUCAGACGAGCACGAUGACAGCAGAGUUGCUUCCCCUGUCUCUCGAAAUGGCUCCGCCAUGGACAAUCGCACCCCCGAGACGUCAUACACAAACUCCGAAAAUGGGCAUAAAAUCGCCUUUGACCCCCGGGAUAUCAGCGAGACAGAGGAACGGAGCAAACAGCCGAAGCUCACGCUUAUGGAGGAGGUUCUCCUGCUGGGUUUGAAAGAUAAACAGGGAUACUUGUCUUUUUGGAAUGAGAAUAUCUCGUACGCCUUACGAGGAUGCAUUGUCAUUGAGCUGGCGCUUCGCGGUCGAGUUAGCAUGCAGAAGGAUUCUUCUCGGCGGAGGUUCCCCUUGGCCGAUCGAGUGAUUGAAGUUAUCGACGACACAUUGACGGGCGAGGUCUUGCUGGACGAGGCUUUGAAGAUGAUGAAGUCAAGUGAGAAGAUGAGUGUGAACUCCUGGAUCGACCUGAUGAGUGGAGAGACAUGGAAUUUGAUGAAGAUCGGAUAUCAAUUGAAGCAAGUGCGCGAGCGUCUUGCCAAGGGCCUUGUCGAUAAGGGCAUUCUUCGAACUGAAAAACGCAACUUUCUCCUGUUCGAUAUGGCGACUCAUCCCGUUGCCGACGGCGGCGCCAAAGAAGACCUUAAUCGCCGAGUCCGCAAUAUCUGCAGCAGUCGCACUGUAAUCCUUCCCGCCAACCAAUGGCUCCCUGAAGAUACCGAAUUUCGAUACCUGCGCACCAUUACUAUGGUGUGUGCUGCCUACGCAGCAAACGUACUAGAGAAUGCACUCGUCACAAUGAGCCACGAAGCCCGAGAGAGAGCCUUUGCACAGGUGGAUGAAUUAUUGGCCGAGUACUCACAAUGGCCAUUUGCUCGACGCCCUGGCGGUUCCCAGGCGAUUGGGGCCAAUCUAGCCCAGGCAAUUAACGACGAAGUGACCAGAGUCCAGGAUAAGGAGCUUCAACUAGAGGUUGUUGCCGCCUGUCUCAGCGUUUUUACUAGGCUCGAUUCUCUCCUCUAG